CCGCCCUUUGCGUCAGAGGAGGACAAAGUCAUUGGGAAAGGGUGAUUUUCGGCCUUUGAGUAGAGGCGCCGCCUGAGGAGCGGAAGAGAGGGGGAUUGCCGCCAUUUUAGAAGCUUUCCUGUCGCCAUGUUCUCCUCCGUUGCGCCGCUCGUGCGGCUCAACCCAUUCCACCUUCCUCACAUGCAGUUGCAGCAGGACAGCCUCGCUUUGAGGAAGCGCCCGGUGGAAUCGACGGAGCCCUCGUCCACUCGGCGGACUUUGGCGGCCGCUUCCGCAGAGGAAGAAUAUAGUUGUGCAUAUGGCUCUGGCAGGUUCUUCAUCCUUUGUGGCCUUGGUGGGAUUAUUAGCUGUGGUACCACGCACACAGCGUUGGUUCCUUUAGAUCUCGUUAAAUGCCGAAUUCAGGUGGAUCCACAAAAAUAUAAGAGUAUCUUCAAUGGAUUUUCCGUUACUGUCAAAGAAGAUGGUGUUCGUGGCUUGGCAAAGGGAUGGGCUCCAACCUUCUUUGGAUACUCUAUGCAAGGACUUUGCAAAUUUGGUUUCUAUGAAGUAUUCAAAAUCCUGUAUGGAAACAUAUUGGGAGAGGAAAAUGCGUAUUUAUGGCGUACAUCAUUGUAUCUGGCUGCAUCUGCCAGUGCAGAGUUUUUUGCUGAUAUUGCCCUAGCUCCAAUGGAAGCUGCUAAGGUUCGCAUUCAGACACAGCCUGGAUAUGCUAACACACUGAGGCAGGCAGCUCCAAAAAUGUUUGCAGAAGAAGGCUUUUGGGCUUUCUACAAAGGUGUUGUUCCAUUAUGGAUGAGGCAGAUUCCAUACACAAUGAUGAAAUUUGCUUGCUUUGAACGAACUGUGGAAGCUCUCUACAAGUAUGUUGUCCCCAAACCAAGAAGUGAAUGUUCAAAAGCAGAACAGCUGGUUGUUACAUUUAUAGCAGGUUAUAUUGCUGGUGUCUUCUGUGCCAUUGUUUCACAUCCUGCUGAUUCUGUUGUAUCUGUAUUGAACAAAGAAAAGGGCAGCUCAGCUGUUGAAGUGCUAAAGAGACUUGGGAUAAAAGGAGUAUGGAAGGGUCUCUUUGCCCGUAUCAUUAUGAUUGGUACUCUGACAGCACUACAGUGGUUCAUCUAUGACUCCGUGAAAGUGUAUUUCAGGCUUCCCCGCCCACCUCCACCUGAGAUGCCAGAGUCUCUGAAGAAGAAACUUGGUCUUAUUGAGUAGAUGAAUCAAAGACUGAAUGGCUGAUAGCAAAACAUGCAACUUUACACACAUGGCAAUGUAGAAGAAUAAAACCUUACCAGCUCAGGCUGCAGUGUUGUCACUAUUGGUCAAAAUAAACUACAAGAAUUACUGGUGUUUAA
Molecule: messenger RNA, 1352 nt
Organism: Pogona vitticeps (central bearded dragon)
Lineage: Eukaryota; Metazoa; Chordata; Lepidosauria; Squamata; Agamidae
Gene: SLC25A3
Product: solute carrier family 25 member 3
Biological process (GO): mitochondrial phosphate ion transmembrane transport
Cellular component (GO): mitochondrial inner membrane
Molecular function (GO): phosphate transmembrane transporter activity
Source: RefSeq, a predicted model, not a curated record